GUGUGUGUGUGUGUGUAUACGCUCAUCUCAGCCAGAUAAAGAGAAGUGAAAGUUGCAAAUUACAUGUGCAGCUUCUUGGCAACCCAAUCAGGUUUAGUUUCAGGAUGGAGUAGAUUUCAUAUUAACUGUGUCGUGUUUUGCUUGCUGCUCACUAAAAAAAAAGUUGUGUUAAUGUGAGAUGUGUGGUGCUUAAUCUGCUGUGUGUGUGUGUGUGUGGUUUUGUGCACGCAGAGGGAGUGAGAGCUCCACGCACAACUCAGGAAAGUCGUAGGCAAGUGUUAAUUAUCAUUCAAUGUUAUGCCAAUGCCAUCAUAAUUGACAUACUUUGCACAGAUUUCUGUCUUUGAAGGUGGAAAUCUGACACGUUUCCAUGAAGAAAUUCAACACAUUUGACAGUUGACCCUGUUUGACCUCAUGUGUAGUUACAGUGGCAGCACAUGCUCACACCCUUCUGCAGUUCACGCGUCGCCUCCUCCUCUGCAUUUCCUCAAUCCUACACUUUCACACUCACUUUGUGCACCGUGACCGACAGGACAACAGUAAAGCUCAGCUACAGUCCCGUGUCUUCUGGGAUGACGCUGUGAUGAGCCAGGAUGAGCGCCGAGCCCCUCUUGAAGGAGACGCUGAUCAAGCGUUCGCAGCAAAAGAGGAGGACAUCUCCGCUCAACUACAAGGAGAGGCUGUUUGUCCUCACCAAGAGCAGCCUGAGCUACUAUGACGGCAGGGCAGAGAAAAAGUAUUGCAGAGGCUCCAUCCAGCUGAGUCGCAUCAGGUGUGUGGAGAUCGUCAAAGAUGUUGGGGGGAUCAACCCCUGCCAUUAUAAAUACCCCUUCCAGGUGGUGCACGACACCAACACACUCUAUGUGUUCACACCGAGCCAGGAGAGCAGGACGUUAUGGAUUCAGCACAUUAAAGAGGUGUGUGUGUGUGUGUGCGCGCCCUCAGAGAUCCGAGACAACCAGGAGAUCCUGACCAAGUUCCACCCUCAGUUCUGGUGUGAGGGGGCGUGGCUCUGCUGCCGCCAGGAGGAGAAGCAGGCCCCUGGUUGCGAAGAGUACAACCUUUUCGGGGAUGCUUCCAGGAAGCCGCUACCCCCGAUUCCCGCAGAGGAAGGCAAAGAUGGGAGGUGCCAGCGGAUGCUUCCUCCCGAGGUGGAUGAGGAAGAUGGCGACGCUCUGGAGGAGAUCGUGGUGGCACUGUAUGACUUUGCGGGCAGCGAGCCGCACGACCUGCAGCUGGUCCAAGGAGGCGAGUAUGUGAUCGUGGAGCGCUGCGACCUCAACUGGUUCAAAGCACGCAACCAGCAAGGGGAGGAAGGCUACAUCCCGAGCAACUAUGUCACGGAGAAGAAAUCGGGAAACCUGGCGCGGUUUGGUUGGUACAGCAACCAUGUCAACAGGAACAAGGCGGAGGAGCUCCUGCGGAAGGAGGACAAAGAAGGCGCCUUCAUCGUCAGGGAGUCCAGCACUCAGGGAACGUACACGGUAUCGCUCUACACCAAGUCUGCGGCGGGGAAGGGAGGCGCCGCCAUUAAGCAUUACCGCAUCAGGGAGACCCGAGGCAUGCCGAAACAGUUUUACCUGGCGGGGAAACAUGUGUUUAACUCCAUUGCCGAACUCAUCAACUACCACCAACACAACGCAGCAGGUCUUGUCGCGAGGUUGAGGUAUCCCGUCGGCAAACAGGACAAGUCUGCCCCCUCCACGGCCGGCUUCAGCUACGAGAAGUGGGAGAUCAACCCCAGCGACCUAACCUUCAUGAAAGAGCUGGGCAGCGGUCAGAUGGGGGUGGUGCGACUCGGCAUGUGGAGGGCGCAACAUCAAGUGGCCAUUAAGGCCAUCAAGCGCGGCGCCAUGUACGAGGAGGACUUCAUUGAAGAGGCCAAACUCAUGAUGAAGUUGUCCCAUCCCAAGUUGGUGCAGUUGUACGGCGUGUGCAGCCAGCAGCGGCCCAUCUACAUCGUCACUGAGUUCAUGGAGCACGGCUGCCUGUUGGACUUCUUGCAGCGACGGCGCGGCACCUUCAGCCCGGCCUCGCUGCUCAGCAUCUGCUUAGACGUGUGUGAGGGCAUGCAGCACCUGGAGAGCAAUAGUUUCAUCCACAGAGAUCUGGUCUCUUCUCACACGGGAGCCAGGAACUGCCUGGUAAACGACUCCCUGAUGGUCAAGGUGUCUGACUUUGGCAUGGCCAGGUACGUUUUGGACGACCAGUACACCUCAUCAUCAGGAUCCAGGUUUCCAGUGAAGUGGUCGCCUCCUGAAGUCCUCAACUUCUGCAGACAUAGCAGCAAAUCUGAUGUCUGGUCCUACGGUGUGCUGAUAUGGGAGGCUUUCACCGAAGGCCGCAUGCCAUUCGAGCAGAGCAACAACCAUGAAGUCGUUACCCUGGUAACCACAGGUCACCGCCUCUCCAGGCCCAAACUAGCACCUGCUGCUGUCUAUGACAUCAUGCAGCUAUGCUGGCAGGAGAGACCUGAUGACCGUCCGUCCUUCUCUCAGCUCUGCUUGAUGAUCUCUGACGCCCUAGAGGUCGAUGCUGCACUCGCCAACUGACAGGCUAGUCCAGGGGUAGGGAACCUGUGGCUCUAGAGCCAGAUGUGGCUCUUUUGAUGACUGCAUCUGGCUCUCAUAUAAAUCCUAGCUGACUUUGCUUAACACGACAAGUAAUGAAUAAUUCCGCUGGUAAUCACAGUGUUAAAAAUAACCAUGUAUCAACCAGACUACAAAGCCAUCAGCAAAACCAUACAGCCCCAGAAGUCGCAUUAAUGGUAAGAAGUAUUUUAUUUAUUAUUGGUUACCUUCAGAAUAACUGUUAUUAAAAAGAAAAAGAGACUUAUUAUACCGUAUUUUUCGGAGUAUAAGUAGCUCCGGAGUAUAAGUCGCACCGGCCGAAAAUGCAUAAUAAAGAAGGAAAAAAACAUGUAUAAGUCGCAUUUUUGGGGGAAAUUUAUUUGAUAAAACCCAACACCAAGAAUAGACAUUUGAAAGGCAAUUUAAAAUAAUUAAAGAAUAGUGAACAACAGGCUGAAUAAGUGUACGUUAUAUGACGCAUAAAUAACCAACUGAGAACGUGCCUGGUAUGUUAACGUAACAUAUUAUGGUAAGAGUCAUUCAAAUAACUAUAACAUAUAGAACAUGCUAUACGUUUACCAAACAAUCUGUCACUCCUAAUCGCUAAAUCCCAUGAAAUCUUAUACGUCUAGUCUCUUACGUGAAUGAGCUAAAUAAUAUUUGAUAUUUUACGGUAAUGUGUUAAUAAUUUCACACAUAAGUCGCUCCUGAGUAUAAGUUGCACCCCCGGCCAAACUAUGAAAAAAACUGCGACUUAUAGUCCGAAAAAUACGGUACUCUAAAAAUUUUGGUCUUACUUAAAAAUGCACGCAUUUAGUUGUAUUCAGAGUUAAAGAAUAUUAUAUGGCUCUCUCAGCCAAAAAGGUUCCCGACCCCUGGGCUAGUCACUUCUGUCACAACAGUAACACUUAAAGACGCACAUUAGAUGUGAGGAUGCUAUGGUCCCAAAAUAGUUUAUUGGAAGUGUGUUGACCAAAAUGUUGCCUUAAUGCUAAAAUUUUGAUUAAAUUGGCUUUUAAUAAGUCUUAACUGGACCAUGCGGUUUGUAACUUUAACUUUUUGUUGUUUGUCUGCAUUCGCGACACAAGCAUAGCUAUGUGAGCUACAGUGCGAACAACACAGUCACAUUUUGGCAACAACAUCUUGCUAGAUUCGCCAGUUUGGUGAAGAAAAACAAAAUGGCCACACUUGCAGUUCCAUCGCUGCUGAGUGACGGAUAGAUAACACAUGAGUGGGCAUAUACAUGGGGCGGACUCAUUCAGCUAGGCGGUAUCAUGUCCAUGAGGAAGGACGUUUUCCCUUCAUGACGUUAUGAAAAGCUGCAACUUGAAAAGCGACUGCAUUUGAGCGCCUCUUCUCACAGAAGUGGAGCAAACAAGUGAGGGAGAUGAUAGAUUGUUCUCAUGUUUGGUACUAAUAAACACACUCUAGGGUAGGACUAUUCAGCUGGGGGCUCAGGGGCCAAAUCCAUGAAGACUUUCCGGCCAAACGACAGAAAUUAGGAAGUUUUUUUUUUAAUGGCGCUCACAAGUAUGGACGAAUAGACAAAGUAGGCUUCGUACAGGACCCCAGCAAGUUUGAAUUGUGCCACCGGUAUGACACAAAACUUUAAUCAAUCCAUCAACAUUUAUUUAUGUAGCCCUUAAUCACAAGUGCCUCAAAGGGCUUUACAAACCACAACGAUAUCCCCGGAUCUGAAACCAGUUGGACAAUAAGAAACACUGGGAGGGACCACUGGUGUGGGUGUAAUGGACCCGAGUGGUGGAAUAUUAAAAUCUAAUAAAAAUGUUGCUUAAAACAAAUAAAUAUUAAGAACCCAAUGUAGUGAGAGCAGCUGUCCAAAAUAAGGGAAGAUGAUUAUGCUUGUGCGCACUUUAUUACAAUAGACAUUAAACCGUCCAGUUGUCAAUACUAAAAAUACCAAUUGGUAACCAAUAUUAUGGUGAGGGUACAGCCGCGACAGGCGUAGUGGGUCAGCGUCCUGGCUCCACCCACUUCCACGGCGUCCUCCUGCACACAGCAUCAAAACGGAGGCAGGCCACGGGGAUAAAAUCUUCUAAAAACUACGGAGACGCUCUCCGGGCUAACGCCACACUUACACGCAAGGCAGGGCCCUGCCCCUGCUGUAGUUUUGCGUCAAAGUAUUGGGUACGCCCACUCUCCUUGCCAGUCGCCGGUCACUCGCGGGACCUACGUGGCUGUAUCCGUCCCGUCUUGCUCCGCCUCUUGGUCACUCCCGGGGGUCGCCGCAGGUCUCUGGGUCCCAAUCGCCCCCUAUUCACAGAACCACACAGCCAGCGUACUAUGCACGAGCCCGCAAGCCCACAGCCCAAGGCAGUUGGUUGCCCCCACAGAUCCACAACACACGUCACUUAUUUCGGAGGCAGAGUUUCCUCUGCCCCUGCGUGUUGUAGGCUUCUUGGGGUUCGCUCCGGUAGCCUGCGGGGUCUGCUGUGUAGUCCGGGGGUUCCUUCCCAGCCUGCGUGCGUCCACCCGGUCGCUCUUGGCAAAGCCUGUCGAUUCUUCCCUGAUCGCUCUGCUGAAGCCUGUUGGAUGCUUCCCUUUUAAAUGUGUGCAGUCCUAAUGCUCCACAGGUGCGUCUGAUCUCAGGUGCCGUUUGAUUGGGCACUUCGGUUGUUAGGGGCAACAAGCUAAAAAGGGGCAACGUCUUACAAUACCAGCAAAGUCCACAAGGAGUAAAAACAUGCAAUUAAAAAGACAAUCAAAUUCUAAAAUGUAAAAACAUGCAAUUAAAAAUACAAUCAAAUUCUAAAGUGUAAAAACAUGCAAUUAAAAUCCACAGCAAUAAAAAACUAUAAGACAUGCAUGGCAAUGAAACAACAACAAAAAAAAUCCCCUACUUGUGUCCCAUCACAUGGGGACCCCCCCGUUCAACUUCUUUAGUUAUGUUUGUGGUGUUGCUCAAGGUUCCAUUUUAGGUCUUCUAUUUUUCCUCAUUUGGGCUAUUCAACUAGUGAAAAAAGAUGAUCAAAGACUAGCUUCUUUACAAAAGGUCUUUAAAAACAGCAGAACGCUCUUGUAACUCUGACAAAAAUAAAUAGACAAAAUUCAAAUAUCUACUGUAGAGGACGCUGGUUCUACAGAAUACACAAAACAAUUUAGUGGAAUAUUCCUGCUCUUGGGGCAUGAUUAUAGCAAUUAUAAAGUCAAGUUAGCAUCAUAUGGGACUUUAAAGCCUUGCAGUGAUGUCAAUGUCCGAUUUGGGCCAUUAAAAUACUGAUUCAAAAAAGGA
This is a messenger RNA of Nerophis lumbriciformis (worm pipefish), 5823 nucleotides long. RefSeq names its product tec protein tyrosine kinase (gene tec). The record is from RefSeq and is a predicted model, not a curated record. Gene Ontology annotation, biological process: protein phosphorylation; intracellular signal transduction. Gene Ontology annotation, molecular function: protein kinase activity; ATP binding; protein binding. Lineage: Eukaryota; Metazoa; Chordata; Actinopteri; Syngnathiformes; Syngnathidae.